Molecule: messenger RNA, 2177 nt
Organism: Sclerotinia trifoliorum
Lineage: Eukaryota; Fungi; Ascomycota; Leotiomycetes; Helotiales; Sclerotiniaceae
Source: the annotation of a GenBank genome assembly
CGAGUAACAUCCUCGGCAUCUCCAAGUGAAUCAAGGAAAGAAUAAACACCGAUGGAGACGAAUCUUGUCCUUUUGCACUUUAUUUAGGUACUCUUCAACCCCAACUUUUUAUCUCCAUUCUCAUCACUCACCGAUCCUCCGUCCCACAAGAUGCCCGGCAGUUCGAGAAUGCCCGUGAGCUUGCGCAAUAGCUUCACCGUCACAAAGGGUUCUUCAAGUAGCAGCCAAUUACUGGCGCUGAAUAUUGAUAUGUAUGUACUUAUUCCUAUGUUCUUGGACCCACCGUGUAUGCGAUAAGCUAUACGAUGUGUUUGUUGUAUCUUGUCAGUGAUGGAGUAAAAUUUAUUGAUCUUGUUUUAGACUUCGAAAUGCCGUAUUCUUUUUGUUCCUGCUGAGAUGGACGAGGAAGUGCUUUUUGAAGUUGAAAGGACGGGGAGUUUUUGGUAGUUUCACGGACGCAUAUAUUUCGGUUCGCAGGACACUCUAUGGAUUAUUCUUACGAGCACCCGGUGUGCGAUCUCAAGUACAGAAGCAAGUCUCCGAGGCAAUUACGAAGCUGCAAGGGAAGUUGGUACCGUCUGGACCGGGUGUGGUACGAUAUUUGACGCUGCCGAAGGAAGGAUGGUCUGAAGAAACGGUCAUGAAGGAGUUGGAGGUUCUGGCCAAUAUGGAUCAUACCAGAUGGGAGGACGGGUUUGUCUCUGGUGCUGUGUACCAUGGAGGGGAUUCGUUGAUGAAGAUACAAACAGAAGCGUUCGGAAAGUUUACAGUCGCAAAUCCUAUCCAUCCGGAUGUUUUCCCAGGAGUGAGAAAGAUGGAGGCGGAGAUCGUGGCGAUGGUUUUGUCGAUGUUUAAUGCUCCUCCAGGGGCCGCCGGUGUUACGACUAGUGGAGGUACAGAGUCUAUUUUGAUGGCUUGCUUAAGUGCUAGGCAAAAGGCUUAUGCCGAAAGACGUGUAAAGGAACCAGAAAUGUCAGUAGAUCCACGGGUAUGCCAUUCACAUUUCUAUACUAAUCAAUGUUUAGGAUCCUCCCAGAAACAGCACACACAGCCUUCCGCAAAGCAGGUCAAUAUUUCGGUAUCAAAGUUCACCUCGUCGCUUGUCCCGCUCCAUCUUACCAAGUCCAUCUUCCAAGCGUAUCUCGCCUCAUCAACAGCAACACCGUCCUACUAGUUGGCUCCGCCCCAAAUUUCCCUCAUGGACUUAUGGAUGACAUAACCGGCCUUUCCAGGCUCGCUGCCAAACGCAAGAUCCCACUCCACGUCGAUUGCUGCCUCGGAUCAUUCCUUGUUCCUUUCCUCGAGAAGGCCGGAUUCGAGACCGAUCUCUUUGACUUCCGUCUUAGGGGUGUUACAAGUAUCAGUUGUGACACUCACAAAUAUGGAUUCGCGCCCAAAGGUAACUCGACUGUUCUCUACCGGACCGCAGCCUUGAGAACCUACCAAUACUUUAUCUCCCCUGACUGGUCAGGUGGUGUAUAUGCCUCUCCAUCUAUCGCCGGGUCUCGUCCUGGUGCUCUCAUUGCCGGAUGCUGGGCUUCCCUCAUGAGUGUUGGGGAAACUGGUUACAUCAAUGCCUGUACCGAGAUUGUGGGAGCUACCAAAAAAAUCAUUGAUGCCAUAAACGAAAACCCCUCUCUCAACGGCGAUCUUCAUAUCCUCGGUAAACCACUUGUUUCCGUUGUAGCUUUCACAUCCAAGACACUCGAUAUUUACGAUAUCGCCGAUGCCAUGUCGGCAAAAGGAUGGCACUUGAAUUCAUUACAAAGCCCACCGGCUAUACACGUAGCCGUCACUUUACCAAUUGUCAAGGUGAGGGAAAAGUUAAUCGAAGAUUUGAUAGCCGUCAUAGAAGGAGAAAAGGAGAAGGAGAGAGUCAGGAUUGUGGAAGGUAAAGGAGCGAAGGGAAAGAGUUUGGGGGAUUCAGCAGCCUUGUAUGGAGUUGCGGGCAGUUUACCAAAUAAGAGCGUGGUGGUUGAAUUAGCGAGUGGAUUUUUGGAUACCUUGUACAAAGCUUAGCGAGUUUAUUAUUGGAAGAGUUUGGUGAAGAUUUGGAGAUUGAGAGGGGGUACACAACAUUGUCUUGAAAUUUUGUAGAUACGAUGAGCAUGUGAGCGAUAUUUUAUUACGCCUCGAUACGGCGCUUUUUCAAUAGUAUUUCUAUUUAUACCCUAGUG